GUGGACUGUUGCUAUAAAACAUUUUUAUGUUUAAAAAUAAACGAAUUGGGUGCUCAUUUCGUCAUGCACUAAUUUGAACCGGUUCAAAAUGUCUAAAGUUAAUGAAAGUGAUUUAUAUGGAACAAAUUUUUCUAUAGAAUCUAUGAAGGUAAUAGCAGAAAGCAUAGGAAUAGGAAAUCUACAAGACGAGGCCGCAAAAGAACUCGCCGAAGAUAUAUCUUUUCGAAUCAAGCAUAUCGUGCAGGACGCUGCGAAGUUUAUGAAUCACGCGAAACGGGUCAAAUUGUUACAAUCUGAUGUUGAUGCCGCUUUAAAAGUUAGAAAUAUAGAGCCCCAGUAUGGGUUCAAUUCAGCAGAGCCCCUACCAUUCCGUUUCGCUUCUGGCGGUGGUAGAGAGUUGCAUUUUAUUGAAGAAAAAGAAGUGGACUUAAAUGAUUUACUUCAGAAUUUGAAUCCAAAAGCUCCUUUGGAUGUUAUGUUAAGAUCUCAUUGGUUGUGUAUUGACGGGAUUCAACCCACAAUACCGGAGAACCCUCCCCCUGUGUCUAAAACUGUUCAAAAAUUAGAAUCUGUAGACCCAAUAAACAAGAAACCUGUUAAGGAAACCUCCGGCAAACCCAUAACAGGAAAGCAAAAAUUAAAGAACAUUGAAACUGUGCAAAUAAAACAACUGGCAACUCAUGAAUUAUCAGUGGAGCAGCAACUUUAUUACAAGGAAAUAACAGAGGCGUGUGUGGGUUCUGAUGAGGCUCGACGUGCAGAAGCAUUGCAGAGUUUAUCAUCAGAUCCGGGCUUGCAUGAGAUGCUUCCUAGGAUGUGCACUUUCAUCAUAGAAGGAGUGAGAGUGAAUGUAGUGCAGAACAAUUUGGCAUUAUUAAUAUAUUUGAUGAGAAUGGUGAAAGCAUUGCUAGAUAAUCAGAGCCUGUUUCUUGAAAAGUAUUUGCAUGAGCUGAUUCCGUCUGUGGGUACUUGUAUAGUAUCAAAACAAUUGUGUAUGAGACCUGAAAUGGAUAAUCAUUGGGCUCUAAGAGAUUUUGCUUCACGAUUAAUGGCGCAGAUUUGCAAAAAUUUUAACACGAGUACAAACAACAUUCAAACUCGUAUAACGCGCAUGUUCACCAAUGCCUUGGCACAAAGCGAUAAAAUUCCAUUGUCUUCUCUUUAUGGGGCCCUCCAGGGACUAUCUGAGUUGGGUACUGAGGUAAUUAGAAUAUUUAUAUUACCUAAGAUAAGGCAAAUUGGGGCAAGAAUUGAAAGUCAUUUGGAAGGAAGCAUAAUGUCAAACUCGGAUAAAAUUGCGUCAGGUCACAUAAAACAGUUGGUAGUUAAGGUAAUUGCUCCAGUUUUAAAAAAUCUUCGUAAUCCUCCAGAUAAUUUAGAGGACUACAAACAAGAGUAUGGUUACCUAGGGCUGGCACUCCAUGGGGCCGUUUUAAAGGCUAGAACACAACCUACUCCCAUUUCUACUUUAUCGUCCAGCAUAGUCACAAAUACCAUCACGUCAGUUGGGCAAAAUAUGAGCGCUGGAACCAUAAUACACCAAGCAAAUCCAAAUCGAGCCAUGGUUAUAAGCCAGCAGCAGCGGGUUGCCAUACAGCAAUCAAAUCAACCAAAAGUUAUAUUCAUGCCUCAGAGGUCCCAGACGACAAGUUCUUCGAUGCAGCCAAAUCCCGCGACAAAUACAGUUGUUAAGUUUGUGUCAAACCCUAACAUUAUGUCGCAACAGAAGAUUGUAACAAGCCAGCAGAAGUUGGUGGUGAUGUCUAAUCAGCAACUUAAUCAGAGUUCUGGGAUGCAGUCGCCUAACUUGGUUUCCAAGUCGAAUUUCAUGCAGCAACAUCACCAGCAAGUGCAUGAACAGUCCAUGGAUUUAUCUGAUAUAUAAUUGAUUACACAAGAAUGUAGGAUGAUUAUAUUAAAUAAACUCUUUAAGUGGAGCGCAGCCCCAUUUUAACGCAUAUUUUGUUAGUCUACAUUCAGAAACAUGUUUUAAAAACGCAUGUAUUUUUAAAUCAUUAUGUGUCUCAAACUGUAAUUUUGCUAUACC
Messenger RNA from Cylas formicarius (sweet potato weevil), 2047 nucleotides. RefSeq names its product transcription initiation factor TFIID subunit 6 (gene Taf6). The transcript has a single exon. NCBI's taxonomy places the organism in Eukaryota, Metazoa, Arthropoda, Insecta, Coleoptera, Brentidae. Gene Ontology annotation, cellular component: SLIK (SAGA-like) complex; transcription factor TFIID complex; SAGA complex. The record is from RefSeq and is a predicted model, not a curated record. Gene Ontology annotation, biological process: RNA polymerase II preinitiation complex assembly; transcription initiation at RNA polymerase II promoter. Bases 89 to 1885 code for a protein of 598 amino acids. Gene Ontology annotation, molecular function: RNA polymerase II general transcription initiation factor activity; protein heterodimerization activity; transcription coactivator activity.